AAAUGUAAAUUGUAAAUGCAAAUUAACAAAGCAGACCUAAAAUAUGUGCCUCACAGUGGCAGUGUCUUUUGUACUUUAAAAUUAAGGCAACAUUGUUAAGUCUGUAUGCCGUGAAGGAUCGUAUUUUUAUUCAAAUUCUACUUUCCGUGACAUUUUUUUUUUGUUUCAAGUUGGAGUUAUCCAAAUUACGAGUGUUUUGAAUGCAUCAUAUUCGAAUUUACAAAGCGCACUCGGGAGCAGAAAGUGCGGGAGCCGUGAGGUCUAUCCAGGAGAGGACGCAACGGGGAGGCAGCGCAGUGUGUGAACGUGAGUGAGAGGGCGCGCCGCUGUGAAGCCAGAAGAGAAAAGAAAUCUGGUGGUGGCAGAAACGAUUGAACUCAUUAAAGAGUAUCAUUCUGCUGCUGAGCUGCACAAAUUGCUAAACAACAAAUAGGCAAUGUUUUACAUUGUUGAAUUUGUAGAGACCCAAGAAGUCGAGGUGGUGCCAGCAGCUUGGGUGGCUGAUGACAUUUGUCAGUGGCCCUCUUACUACAACCCUGAAGAUUUGGUAAAGGCUGUAAAAAAUGCAGAACAGCCGGAAUCAUCUUGGGAAGAGUUCAGAGUUAGGAUUUUAUAUAAAGCAGCAAAAUACACAACUGCCCGCCUCAAACUUCCCCAGGCAGAAACCCACACCGACCUACAGACAGCAGAAGAAGAUGAUGACAUACCACAGAGAAAGCGAAAAAGACUACCAAACAUGCGCUUUCAAAGCGACAGUGACAGCGACUCACCUGCACCAAAAUCAUCACUUCCUGCAGCCCCCAAAAUUCAACGGCCAGACUUCAGUGUAACACAGAGAAGGGCCCCUAGCCCCCAACGACCUGCAUCAGUGGCAAGACCACUGCCCAAUGCUAGCCCACAACAACCAGGGACCAGUCGGGGCAAUGAACUGUCAGCUGCAGGUGCUUCAAACCUUGCUCCUCUUCUUUGUAGGCUCCUGACAAACCAAGAGCUUAUCAUGGAGCAGAUCAAAAUUAUUACCCUGACCCUGAACAAGAUCCAUGGACAACCUGUUGGUGGGCAGGAGGUCCUUGAAAAAGAUGUCCUCCCAGUUAAGGAUAUCAGCUCUUUACUGGCUUUGGAGAAGCGGGUCAGGGAGGAGGCGGACUUUAAACAGAAAAUGACUGCUGCUUUGAGUGUCAUCGGUGGAGUUGAUAUCAAGGACACAGUGUGGCGGAUUAUGAAAAAUCUAUUCACCAACUCCCUGGCCAAACAACUUAACUGGCGUGGCGUGAAUGGGAAAACGGCAUUCCACAGCCUCCAGUUAAAAGAUGUAAUCACUGGAACAGUCAGAAACAAUCAGUUAACAGCCACUGCAACAGACCAGGAGGUGGAGGCUUAUAUAAAAAGGUGGCUUCAUCUCGCCGGAGACAGGGAUGGUGGAAGGAGAAAGAGAGAGGAGAAAAGGCGUUCCACACAGCUCGCAGGGCCAGAUGAAGAUGAAACAAUGUUGGGGCCAUGACUUUUUUGGAGUGAGCGUUGGAGGUCAACAGCAGUGUUCUGCAUUUUGACUGAAUAUUCAUGUUCAUCUAAAUGCUUGUUUUGUUUUGCCUGUUUUGUGACAUGAGUAAAAAAGAAUAAAAAAGAAUCUCUA
Molecule: messenger RNA, 1633 nt
Organism: Cyprinodon tularosa
Lineage: Eukaryota; Metazoa; Chordata; Actinopteri; Cyprinodontiformes; Cyprinodontidae
Exons: 11
Coding region: 437-1501 (354 amino acids)
Source: RefSeq, a predicted model, not a curated record